Molecule: messenger RNA, 2247 nt
Organism: Mesocricetus auratus (golden hamster)
Lineage: Eukaryota; Metazoa; Chordata; Mammalia; Rodentia; Cricetidae
Product: collagen alpha-1(I) chain-like
Exons: 3
Coding region: 1-825 (274 amino acids)
Source: RefSeq, a predicted model, not a curated record
AUGCCACCUCCCAACAUUGGUGACCAAGAACUGAAGAAUCAGGAAACCUGUUCGUUGAGACACAUCAUUUGUUCAGCAUCCUGCUAUUUGCUGCUCGACACGCUAAACAUCGCUUCAGACAGGGGCGGGGCAGAAAGGAAGAAAGAAAGAAAAGAGCCCCGGGCCCUGGCCCAGAGUCAAACGGGCAUCCAGAAGGACGCAGGCCCGGCCUUCGGCGGGUGCCGCGAGAAGCCGCUUCCUCUGAGCUCCGAGGCUUCCACUUCCGCUUUCUUCCGCGAGGGAUCCCCCCGCGGCCCGGGGCGGGGGUCCAACCAGCCCCUAGGCCGGGAAAGGAGCGAGGGGGAAGGCCCAGUGCCCGCCGGGCAGCCGCGGGAGGGAGGCCGGAGCGGCGCCGGAGGAAGUGAGUUCACCCGGGAAGGAUGGAAAGCCAGGAGCCCGGGCCCUCCGCGCGCCUUCCAGGUCGCGGAGCGGGGAGAAGCGGCGAGCUCGCGACUCGCAGCCUCGGCCCUCAACGUGGCCCGUUCGCCCGGGGCCUCGGAUGCGGUCGACUCCCUUGGACUUGCGCGGUUGGUCCUUCGUGCUCCCUGGGAGCAGGGGGCGCCAGGUGUGACCUUGGAGCAUCAGUCCCGGGGAAGGAGGUCGGAGAUUGGAUUCCCAGGGAGACGACAACUGUCUGGAAACGAAAAACCAAGACCACCAAGAGGGAAAUUUAAAGGAAAGCAAGAAACCAUGGAGAGAGGGACCGGCAACGGAAAAGAAAAUUAUUCACCACUUUUGAAGGACGUGCAGAAUUUUGCGCCUAGUUCCUGCAACAAGGCAUUCUGACUUUUCUCAUCAUAGUUCCCAGAACCCAUUUACCGUGUUCGUAUUUUGAAGCCUUUUGUUUUGUUUGCCUGGGAAUUGCACGUUUGCAUACUCCUGCAAGCUGUACCGGUUGGCAGUAGAAGGGGAAGUCUGAAGCCUGUAGGAGACUUGGGUGGGGAGCGAAAGCCCUGACGGCGCCCUGGGUCCAGUCUAAGGCACUCCCCUCCCGGCUACCGCAGGAGCAGGCUGAGCUGCCGCCCGCCCGUCCGCCGGAGGCUGAGCCCCUGGGCUGCUGGCCAUGGGGGUGAUCUGGGCCAGAGUGAUCGUGCUGCAUUUAUUAACGACCAGAGAGAUUUCUUAAGCCAAGUCCCCAAAGAAAGAGAUCCCAACGAGUAAGACAGUUGCAGCUCUGGCUCUGGCCAAGGCUGAGAGUCGGGGAAUCCCGACAGAAUUGCUGCUUCACAGACAUCUCCCGGUUGUAGGACAAAGUGAUGCUCCUUGGUGGGCUCCGUGCUCUAGGACUUGCAGUCGUGCGCGGCUGGAAGGUAACUGUCUGAACCAUUAAACUAUGCUACAACCGGCUGUGGAAACUUGAAGACAUUUCUGGUAUACUUCAGAAAACACUACUGCUUUUUUUUUUCUUCCGUAGCAGACUCAGUGUAAGUCUCUCCUUUACUAAUAAUGACACUGUCCUAAAAGUCCUCAGAUGGGUGGUCAGACUGGGCGUUCCCGUAGAUCUAGAAACCUCUAUAAGAGUCGUUCAUUCGGCUGAGUGGCAAUCGAAGGAUGUGAUCAGGUGUUGCAAACUUUGGUUUCUGAACUCAAGUGUGGCCUCUUAGACUUUGCAUUUACAAAACCGGAACCUUAAAGUGCCAUCUCUGGACCCCCGGCUAUCCUCACCACUGUGCGGUCCCUUCAAGCCUUCAGGGAAAAUCUAGAAUCUGGUAUUAGGGUGUAGUCUGCCAGACCUGCAGUUCGCCUUGCCUUCCCCACCCUGAGACCCUUGACUAAGAAUUGUAGUCCUUCCCUGGGAUCUCACUAGCGUGUUCUCAAGCAUGCCUCCAAAUACAUUUUCCCAAUCUUGUGGGGCAAGGCUUGAUUUCGAAGAACCAUGUUCUGCUCCCCUACCCCAGACUGGCCUAGAAGUUAGGUGCACGAUUUCUCUUCCCUGCCUGUCUUCUAGGCCAGUCGCAAAGACAUGACCAGGGAAUCUGAAAUUGAGAGAGAUCUGGAAUUGGCUUGGCCACAGGAUUCAAGUUGUAACUAUACCUGUGGUCUUAGCCCCUCGGGAACCCAGGGAAGCACCCAGAAACGCAAGCCAAGAGGCAACACCUGGAUCAGACAGAGUUCAGCCUCCCCUCCCCCAGCCCUGGCUGGGUGGGAAGUGUUUAAAGCCACAGGUAUUGCGCCCUUUUGAUGUUUCAUAAAAAGACCUUCUUUGAA